Messenger RNA from Daphnia pulicaria, 461 nucleotides. RefSeq lists its product as uncharacterized. Lineage: Eukaryota; Metazoa; Arthropoda; Branchiopoda; Diplostraca; Daphniidae. The coding region runs from base 123 to 428 and encodes 101 amino acids. The transcript has 2 exons. The record is from RefSeq and is a predicted model, not a curated record.
GCUCGGAGAACAGGAACACAGGAGGUCAUCGAGGAGAAAACAGAACAGACACAGAACAGAAUACGCCUUUUCCUCUGGGGGAAAUGUUCAUUCUUUUUUUUUGUCUUAAUAAGUGAGACGAAAUGGACGUUGCUGAACGUCCCGUGAUUAAUUUUGCUAUCAACGGUCCAUCAGAAGUUGUUCUAAGUGAAGAAGCUAUAGCAGCUCGUCAACGAAAGUUGCAAGAAGCAAAGAAACAUUUGGCCUCAAUAAAUGAAAAAAUCCUGGAACUUCAGGUUAUGCUGAGAAGAUUGUCCAGAAAACCUCGGUUUCAUAAACUUCAGUACGUCCUAAAACAUCGAGUGGCUGUGUACUCAGGUCUACGAUCUGUCUACCUUAAAUACUGCUGUAAUUUGCAAGAGGAUUUGAAUCAAUUUCAACAAUACUAACUUUGAGGAAUACCAGUAUCUCAUCUACAUUUC